CGCUCCUCCCCCUUGCUCUUCCUUCUCUGUAACUUCAUCCUUUCACCUUCUUCUUCCCCUUCCUUCUCUCUCAUAAUCAAACCGCACCCCCGGGAGGGAGGAAGGAAGAAGAGUGCGGCCAUGGAUGCGUACGAGGCCACCAAGGUGGUGUUCGCGCGGGUGCAGGCGCUGGACCCGGAGCUGGCGUCCAAGAUCAUGGGGAUGCUGCUCGUCCAGGACCGCAGCGAGGAGGACAUGAUCCGCCUCGCCUUCGGCCCCGAGCACCUUCUCCACACCGUCGUCGCCAGGGCUCGCGCCGACAUCGCCGGCCACAGGCUCUCCCCGUCCUCCCCUCCUCCGCCUUCACCGUGGGAGGACGACCUGCCGCCGCUGCCACCGGGCGCGUUCGCUGGGGACGGUCAGAGGUUCGACGGGGACGGCCGUGCUGCUGCCAUGGAGGAGCUCAUCUGGGGCGAGCAGCAGCAGCAGCAACACCGCCGGAGCCUCUCGCUCUCUGAUGCCGACGCCGCAGGCGGAUGGAAGCCCUGCCUGUACUACGCGCGCGGCUUCUGCAAGAACGGCGGCAGCUGCCGCUUUGUCCACGGCGGGCUCCCCGACCACGCCCUCGCCGCGGCCGAGCAGGACAUGGGGGACGCCAUCCGCGCCGCCCGGGCCGAGGCCGCCGUCCGGUCGGAGCUCAUGGCGUCCGCCUUCCCCUUCUCGCCGUCUCCCCGCGGCCUGAACUUCCUCCUCCAGCAACAGCAGCAUCAGCAGAGCGACUCCCAGAGGGCGGCGGCGGCCAUGAUGCUGGCCGGAGGCGGAGGAGACGACAUGCACAAGUUCGCCGUGCGGUCGCCGCGGCUAGACCGCUGCGUCAGCGACCUCGCCUCCAACCCCGCAGCAAGGCAGAUCUAUCUGACAUUCCCCGCCGACUCCACCUUCAGCGAGGAGGACGUGUCCAGCUACUUCAGCAUGUACGGGCCGGUCCAGGACGUGCGCAUCCCGUACCAGCAGAAGCGCAUGUUUGGCUUCGUCACCUUCGUCUACGCCGAGACUGUGCGGCUCAUCCUCGCCAAGGGAAACCCACAUUUUGUAUGCGACGCGCGUGUCCUAGUGAAGCCUUACAAGGAGAAGGGCAAGGUCCCCGACAGGUUCAGGAAGUUCCCGCAUGCGCACCAGGGCGACUUUGCCGGGAGCACGACGCCCACCGGGCUGCUUGAUUCCAGGGACCCUUUCGACCUCCAGUCACCGCAGAUCGGGCCGAGGAUGAUGUACGCCAACAUGGGCAGCCACGAGGCGUUCUUGCGGAGGAAGCUGGAGGAGCAGCAGCAGGCGGCGGAGCUGCAGCAGGCCAUCGAUCUGCAGGGCCGCCGCUUCAUGGGGCUGCAGCUCAUGGACAUGAAAAGCAGAGGCCACCACCACCACCAUCUCGCCUCCCCCAUCGGCUCCCCGGUGGGUCUCCGGCACCUUGCUGACGGCAAUGGCAAUGGCAAUGGCAAUGGCAAUGCCCUACAUUUUGAUCACGCCACCAGCAUCCAAGAUCACAAGAUGAGCAGUGGUGGUGGCCUUGCCAUGAUGUCAUCAGCUGCCCCUGCUGCUAUUUCUGCCAUUGCUGAAGAAGGCAAGCAGCAGCUGGAGGAAGGGGACGGGGAUAGGAGCAGCCCCAAGCAAGGGGUCAACUCUGGGGAAGAGGAGAAGAGGGAAUCUGGUCCUCCUGGGGCGGCAGCAGCACCCAAUGCUAAUGGAUUCCAAGAAAGUGGCGUGGAGGAGCACAACCUGCCUGACAGUCCAUUUGCUUCUCCCACAAAGGCCAACUCCUCCAUUGAUGCUGCUGCUUCAGCAGCGGGCCACAAUGGCAGCCCUCAUCUUGUGGCUUCAUCCCUGUUCCCUCCUACAUCCGCGCUUGAGCUGCCUCCCUACAAAUCCUGCUUCUUCCAAGUGCCCAGGUUCUCCCCUGGGCAUGGAGCUAUUGGGCUGUGAAUAUAGAACAGGAAAAGGGGUCUCCUUCUCAAGAUGAGAGGAGUGAUAAGCACCCCAGGAAGUGGAGGGCAGGAAUGAAGGAAAAGCUAUUAACAAAAGACUAGGAGUAAUCUUCAGAGAGGAACAACAGCAACAACAACAGCAACAAAGAAAGGAAAGGAAAAUCUAGGUUGUUUUAGCUCUAGGCCAGCCUUAAGUAUAUGAUAGUAUAACUAAAUAAUAAUAGUAGUCUCCUUAAUUAUAUUAGCUGCUGCAAGUAUCAGUUAGUGGUAGUAGAAGAACCAAAGACAAUAUUCAGGCAUCCUGUAUGCUAUAUGUUAUGAUGAUCCUCUGUAGUUGAAUGGAUCUCAUCUCAGUACUGCUAUGAUACACAAGUGAAAUCAAACUUAGUCCUGGCAGCCAGUUGUUGGAAAGUGACAUGGCUGCAUACAGACAUCAAAAGCAAACAGGUAGAGAGAGAAGUGGAGUGGACAAAAGCCGGACAGAGGUCACAGAGGGGAAAGUGAUGAGGCAGUGUGGGGGCCUGAAGAGGGCACUCACUCACUCACGGGUGCCAAGAAUCAUAGUUGAAUCAUGUCAUCAGAGACAUUGUCCUUUUGCCCAUGCACUGGUCAAAAUAGACAGAGAUAUACUAGUCAUGUCAAUGUAUAUUUUCCUGAGCAGUAGUAGCAUGCUUUGUUGCUCCACUCUGCAUCUUUUUGCUCUUCUCCCUUUUCAUCAUCCUUGUGGAAGUAGCAGCAGCAGUAGACAAAGAAAUGAAAAAGUAAUUACCCAGUUAUAUCUGUUCUCUCUCUGUUUUUAA
Molecule: messenger RNA, 2761 nt
Organism: Brachypodium distachyon (stiff brome)
Lineage: Eukaryota; Viridiplantae; Streptophyta; Magnoliopsida; Poales; Poaceae
Product: zinc finger CCCH domain-containing protein 53
Exons: 9
Coding region: 121-1959 (612 amino acids)
Molecular function (GO): RNA binding; metal ion binding
Source: RefSeq, a predicted model, not a curated record